UGGCUGAAAAUGAUCCAAUGGACCAGUCAACCCACCAUGUAGCCAUUGUGUUUCGAAAUAAGUCUGAGUUUGAAUGAUACCAGAGGAUCACAGUACAACCAUGGAAAAUGAUGACAGCCAUGCUCCUUGGUUAGAUGGCAAUGAAAGCAUGAUGAUGAUGAUAAUGAUGCAAUCUUUCUGAUGUGAAUGGGUUCCUCAACACUGGAGGAUGUGUUUGACUGCCUCUUCGUCCCUUCUUGUCUUCCUUGUAUGUGAGCCACGGCAUGCUUCGUCUGAUGGUGCCGCUGAAAUCCACCAUGAAUGAUGAGCAGAACCUGAGGAACAAUGCAUUGGCUUGGUUGACCUGUGCAGGGGUCUCACUCCUAGCGAAUACAUGGGGACUCCUGAGUGUAAGUGCCAAGCAAAAGAAAUGGAAGCCUCUUGAGUUUCUGAUCUGUACACUGGCUGGCACACAUAUCCUUAAUUUGUGCAUUCCCAUCACCAUGUACUCUGUAAUCCAACUUCGUCGUUAUUACUCUGACUAUGAAUGGAAUGAGGGACUCUGCAAAGUCUUUGUUUCAACAUUUUAUACUUUGACUCUUGUUACCUGCUUCUCUGUAACCUCUUUGUCCUAUCAUCGAAUGUGGAUGGUCCGCUGGCCAGUAAACUACAGAUUAAGCAAUACUAAGAAACAAGCUGUUCACACAGUGAUGGGGAUAUGGAUGGUGUCGUUUAUUCUUUCUACACUUCCGGCUGUUGGAUGGCAUGAUACCACUGAGCGAUUCUAUACCAGGGACUGCCGGUUCAUUGUCACAGAGAUUGGUUUGGGAUUCGGUGUCUGCUUCUUGCUCCUUAUCAGUGGCAGUGUGGUUAUGGGUGUUAUAUGUAUGGGGAUUGCCCUUUUCCAGACCUUCUCAAUCCACACAGGUCACAUCGAUAAGAACAAAUUCAAUGUUCCCAGCAUUGUAGUGGAAGAUGCCCAGGGCAAGAGGAGGUCAUCUAUUGAUGGAUCCGAACCUCUGAAAACCUCACUGCAAAUCACUUAUCUGAUAACUGCAAUUGUAUUUAUCUAUGAUUUUCUAACAGGAUUCCCUAUACUGGUGGUGAGCGUUGCAAGUCUGAAGUAUGAUGCUUCCUAUAACUGGAUGGUUCUGUGUGUCCUGUGGAGCUCAAUCAUUCAGUCCCUUCUGCUUCCUAUCUUUCUAUGGGCUUGUGAUCGAUACAGGGCAGACAUCAAGACUGUCUGGGAAAAGUGCGUAGCAAUUAUGUCCAAUGACGAUGUCGAUGAUGAGAACAGUCAAGAUGGAGGCAUUCAUCCUGACUUAAUGUAUGAGAGCCCAUAUGAGUUUAACUGCACAGGUGACAUCCUGACAGUGGACCGCCUUUCCAAGUAUGAGUUGUCAGCACUGGAGAGGGGCCUUCCCCAAAUCUACCCAUUGAGAGAGCUGCAGGAAGAUAAGAUGCAAUAUUUACAGGUUCCCCCAACAAGACGUUAUUCCCAUGAUGAGACAGAGAUGUGGACCACUGGCCAGAUCCCUUCCUACCUUCGUCAGUGGGGAUCAUCAGAGGAUGUGAUAAUUGUGCCACAUUACAGCUCACCACAACAUGAUAGGAGAAGGAGGACAAGUCUUGUGCUGUACCAUGAAGACGGAUUUCCUUACAGAAAACACAGAAAGUCUGAAGAAAAUAUCAUACAGCUAAGACAGCUAAAGAGAGAUGAGCGCUAUGACAAUGACUUCAAGUCCUUCAGUAGGGAGGAAAUAAUCACUUUUAUUGAUGAGACUCCCCUUCCAAGCCCCUCAAACAGUUCUUUGAGGCUGUCUUCCAUUUCUCUCAUUCCUGAUGCUUUUGAGCAGCAUGCAGUCGUGUUCUCUCAUUUUCCAUUGACAAAUUUUGAGCGGGAGCCUCAGGUCCUACGUAGAUAUUCGGGACAGGGAAAAAGCUGCACACCUGAAAUAAUGGGGGCUUCCCAGUCACAGGACAACCAAGAAAAGUUCUCUAGUCAGGAAAACAUAGAAUCUAGUGGAGCUGAGGAGGCCUGUGAAAUGCAUGGGUCUCUGCAUCGCGAAGAGUUUUUGGAUGUGACCAGCUCCUCUGCAGUGGGCGAGCAAUCAUCCAGCAGACUUCAGAUGGAUCAGAGCACUAUGUGGGGUAACCAAGAAAGACUUAUAAAAGUUGAAAGCAAAGGAAGCACUAACAGUUUUUUAAGUUCACCAUCUGCGUCUUCUGGAUAUAUUACAUUUCAUUCAGAUUCAAUUGGAUCAGCAUCAUAGAAAUGGAGUUUUCAUCUGAACUCUGCCACCCCCCAGUUUAUGUAUGAAAUAUUUGCAUUGUCCCAACACUUAAUUUUGUUUGGGUUUUUAUGCAUAAAUAAAUAUUCCUAUUCAUCUAGCUGGCGCUACAUGAAGCACCAAAGAGUACAAUAUAUACAUUCAUUUUCUUGUUUAAUUUAGCAGACUGACACAGUUUUUGUAUUUGAAAUCAAACUGUUUAAAAAUCAACAACUUGAAUGCAGAUUUUCAUGUUCACAUAAAUGGACCAAACUAGAAUCUAUUAGAAAUUAUUCCAAGUAAUGUAAGUUGCAGCUGGAUGAAAUUAAAUGUGCACAAUGACAGAAAUGCAGAAGCUAAGAGCACACAAUUAGUGUUCCGACUGACUGUAUGUUAGUGAUGCACUUCCACUUACUGGCAAAAGUGAAACACGAUGGGGACAUAGCUGGAUGACAAAUGAUGGCCAUUUUCACUUUAGGAUAUGUUAGAAACAGAUAUGCAAAACAUGCACUUGUCAAGAUCUCCAACAUGUAUCUUUUGGCUGAUGAAAACAUGACAUCAAUAAGCUUAGCUGUUUGUGGCACAAAGUUAAUUCAAACAGUGAUGCUUUUGAAGACCAGGAAAACAUUUCACCAAUUUCAUUCUUCCUCUCAUUUUAGGUACUUACUUUUUGGGUCCCAGGGAAGCCAAAUCCAGUCCUGGCAAGCAGGAAUAAGGCAGACAAACAAUACUGGAAGGGAUACCAGCCCAUUGCAGAAACACAUACUCAUGCACACAUGCAUGCGCACACAUGCACACACACACACACACACACACACACACACACACACACACACACACACACACACACACACACACACUCUUAUAACAAGUUUAGAUGAUCACCAAUUCAACUAUUAGCAUGUCUUUGGGGAGGUGGAGAAGGGAAAAAACCCAUACAGACACUGUGAGAAUGUAUAAGCUUCAAUCAGAAACCAAAUCAUAGUUCAUAUUCUGUAAAGCAGUUAUAAUAACUUUUGCAGCAGUAUGACAUCCAUUUCUGUCAUUAUCAAAUUCAGAAAAUAACUCUAGAUUUAGACAUCAGUCAAAAAUCCCUGUGUAUAAACUUAUCUCUGCCUUAUAUUUUGAUAUUUCAGUUAAUAUAAAAUGAAAUGAAGAAAUGAAAGCAUAAAAGUUGCCGGUGAAAAUUAUGGAAAAAAGCAAUUUUUUUCUAAAACUAUGUGACAGUCUCAUAUAAACUGAGGAGCUUACUGAGUGCAUUUUUGUUAAAUCAGUAGGGCGUGCCAAAGUAUACCAGUCAACAUUAUAUCCCGGAGAUGUGGCAUCCAAGGCAGAAUCCCUAAUACUUUCUUGCCAUUGCAAAAUAUGUGUCUUCCAACUUUUAUUUUAAAAAGUAAAAAAACAGCUGCAGGGUAUGACAUAUUUUUGAUUUAUGAGAUUUUGUUUGAAAGCUCAUCUAUGAAAUUACUUCAUUCAUUUUUUUCAGUUAUAGUUUUAGUUUAGUUUUUUUAAUAUAUCUUUCUGCCAUUUUUGCAUCUAUCAACAAUUUACAUUUAUUUUAUCCAUUUUAUAAUGAAGCGAACAUACUUAACAAGUUGUGGUUUGUUAUUAUACCCGAAUCUGUGUUUUAUGAAAGAAGAAUCAGUAAAAAAUGUUUUCAGCCAUAUUAAGAAUCUAUACUUUUCCAUAAUAUAAAACACAUUGAAAUGGUAUUAAUUUGUUUGAUAUUAUUUUUCAUUGAACUAUGAACCUGUAAGACCAUUUUGUCUUUACCAGGUUGGUAAACUGGCAUUAAUUAUGAUAACUAAAGGAGUGCAGAGGGCAAAACCACUGCAUAGGGGAUUUGAAGGAGUUACCCCAGGUGGAAUAAGUUUAUAGAUUUGACCCAUUCAAUGGGACUGGCUCCUAGAAUUAUGCUUUGGUUAGUUAAAACUCAGCCAAGGAUGUUAGAACCACUGGAAUCCAUUACAGUAUUCAAAAAGUGGUCAAAAGUGUGAGAUUGACUGAUAUGAUCAGUGACGGCCAUUCUGAUAUUUGAAAAUAUCAUUUUCAAUAAAAGACAAAUGUAGCCAAUGGAUUUGUAGAAUUUUUGUUUGCUUUGUGAUACCUGUUAUCUACUGAUAUAUGAUUUGUCAAGUCACAUAUGGAAUAAUGUUAUCAAAAUAUUCUUUCAACAGAUUGACCCUUUUGACUCCAAAAAACAGUAUAGGAAUAAAACAGCCUUUUUUCCUGUAACACAGUAAAUUGUGUACAUUUGGUAUUGGGGUGACCCCUGCAUAGGAGAAUGAUGGUAAAUAGAUCUGUAAAAACAGAUUUUUAUUGUUUUACUUUUCUCCAUAAGUUUUUUUUUUUCAAGAAGAUUUAAUUUACUAUUUUCUCUUGAUGAACCAUGAUUUUUUGAAUCAUGCUUUGUCUAGGUCUUUACUUUAAUUUUUUGCAACGUCAGAAAAAAUGGGUGAGGGGUGAUAGGCCAAUUCCAUGUCAGCAUUCCUUUAGUGACUUGACUCCUUGUAUUAGAAGUAGUGAAACCUCAACCUGUCUCAUCCCAUCUGGAGUAAGCAAAAGUCCAUACUUCUCUGUAGGGCGAAUACCUACUAACACCUCUAGAUUGUUCACCAAGGAAACAGGUCCUCACUGUUGUGGGCACAUGUUACCUUCUAGUUCAGUCACACUGCACUAUAUUAAGCACAUUCAUUGGGCUCAAAUGAUUUGCUUUCAUGUAGCCAACUCAUGUAAGAGAUAUUAUGGACAUCACACUAGUGACAUGAGUUCCAUUAGGGAGCCUCAGUCAUGGAGAACUGGAUAGGAGGGAGAGGCCUUACCAUAGAAGAACACACUGCCCUUUGUUGGAUGGAGAUUUUGGGAUGCAGGGGCUAGUUAACUGCUAUGGGAAGCAUAGCAAAGUCAAUCUUUUCUGCAAUCCACGUGUAAGCAGAU
This is a messenger RNA of Protopterus annectens (West African lungfish), 5186 nucleotides long. RefSeq names its product G protein-coupled receptor 153 (gene GPR153). Bases 264 to 2252 code for a protein of 662 amino acids. Gene Ontology annotation, molecular function: G protein-coupled receptor activity. Gene Ontology annotation, biological process: G protein-coupled receptor signaling pathway. The transcript is spliced from 6 exons. NCBI's taxonomy places the organism in Eukaryota, Metazoa, Chordata, Ceratodontiformes, Protopteridae. Gene Ontology annotation, cellular component: membrane. The record is from RefSeq and is a predicted model, not a curated record.